AUGUCCCUCUUCCUUCUCCGCCACCGUCUCCCUUCUGUUGCUGCCCCUCUUCUCCGUUUCCUCGUCUCCCGUACAGGCCACUCCUCCGCUUCCUCCAUUCUCUCCUUCGCCACCACCGCUUCCUCUCCGGGUCCCCUCCACCCUGUCCUCCUGGACUCCAUCAUGUCUGCGUACGCCGAUGCGGGCUUCUUCGACGAUGCCAUCCAGUGCUUCCGCUUUGCGCGCCACCGUUUUAUGCGGCUCCCUUUAUCUGCUUGUUCGGUCCUCCUCCGCCGUCUCCCUGCGGCUGACAAGGCCCAUGCGUUCUUGAUGGAGACUGUGAAUGCAGGGGUUUCUGUAAAAAUCCAAGAUUUCAAUGUUUUGAUUCAUAGGUUUUGCAAGGAGGGGAAGCUUAGUAAUGCCCAUCAGGUGUUUGAUGAAAUUCCUAAUCAUAGUUUGCAGUAUAAUGCAGUUACUUUCAACACUUUAAUCAACGGUUAUUGUAAAUGUGGCAGCUUAGAUUUGGGGUUGGAAAUGAAGGGUAUCAUGAAGCACGCUGGAAUUACAGAGGAUGUGUUCACUUACUCAAUUUUGAUUCGAGCGUUUUGUGUGGCGGGAAAGUUGUUAGAUGCCACGAAGAUGUUUGAGGAAAUGUGUGACAGAGAUCUUGUACCUAAUAAAGUUUGUUUCACUUGUCUGAUUGAUGGGCAUUGCAAGGAUGGGAAGGUGGGGGUAGGAAUGGACAUUUAUAAGGAGAUGACGAGGAAAGGAGUUGAACCAGAUUUGAUCACUUUCAAUGCUCUUGUGAAUGGGCAUUGCAAGAAUGGGGAUUUAUUAGAGGUCGAGAAGAUUAUGGAGGAGAUGAAGAGAAGGGGUUUCAAGCCAGACAAGGUAACAUAUACAACUCUUAUUGAUGGGUGUUGCAAGAAAGGGGAUUUACAUAUGGCACUUGAGACCAAACGAAAGAUGGUAGUCGAAGGGGUUGAGCUGGAUGAGGUGACCUACACAGCACUUAUAUCAGGAUUGAGUAGAGAAGGGUGGGUGGUAGAGGCAGAGAUGAUCUUGCAUGAGAUGAUGAGUACUGGCAUAGAUCCUCAUGAGAUAACAUAUAAUUUGGUCAUUGAUGCUUUGUGUAAGAAAGGAGAGGUCAGGGCAGGUUUUAAGUUGCUGCGUGAGAUGCAAAGUAAGGGUCUUAAACCAGGAGUUGUCACAUACAAUAUCAUCAUGAAUGGGCUGUGCAAGCUUGGGCAGAUGAAAAAUGCCAAUGUGCUUCUUAAUGCUAUGCUUAAUGUUGGUGUUGUCCCUGAUGAUGUUACCUAUAAUACUCUCUUGGAUGGACAUUGCAAGCUUGGAGAAGUAGAUCGUGAGAUGAUAAGUGGUGAAAUAGGAAUGGUUUCAGAUUUUGCAACUUACACUUCUCUGAUAAAAAAUUCCCUCAGAAGGCCUAAAGGAAAUACGAAACAGGAGAAGAAUGUCGAUUCUUGAGGUUCUAAGGACUGUUAUGUGAUGUCCGUUAUUUAGUUCACUGAAGUCCUCUAUCAUAUAUGUGCUUCCCAGGGUGCAAGUUCUGGGGCCGAUUCUCAUCGAUUCAAGUAAUUCUUUUCCACCUCUCCUACUCCAAGUUGCUUAAUUCAUUCAUGAAUAGGCUGACAUCUAUUGUACAAUUUACGUGAGAGUUGGGAAUAUCAUCCUUUGGAAUUAUGCUUGAUCAAACCUUUUGAGUUGUUGAACGUCAUAGAACAAACUAAUUUACUGGCCUUAUUCCUAUGUAGUAAACAUUUUUUUGUUAUUUUUUAGUUGUAUAUAUGUUCGUUUGACAAGGCUGUUAAUGUAUCUCUUUGGUUCAUCCUCCUAUAAAUAGGAUGCCUUAGGAUGUAUGCUGCUUAUUUUAAAAGGAUAAGCAUAAUGAAGCCCUUAUAGUUUGUU
Molecule: messenger RNA, 1905 nt
Organism: Dendrobium catenatum
Lineage: Eukaryota; Viridiplantae; Streptophyta; Magnoliopsida; Asparagales; Orchidaceae
Product: putative pentatricopeptide repeat-containing protein At1g09680
Exons: 1
Coding region: 1-1464 (487 amino acids)
Molecular function (GO): protein binding
Source: RefSeq, a predicted model, not a curated record